Messenger RNA from Raphanus sativus (radish), 544 nucleotides. RefSeq lists its product as uncharacterized. The transcript has a single exon. Lineage: Eukaryota; Viridiplantae; Streptophyta; Magnoliopsida; Brassicales; Brassicaceae. The record is from RefSeq and is a predicted model, not a curated record. The coding region runs from base 122 to 349 and encodes 75 amino acids.
UAACGAUUCUUCUCUUCAUCAUUGCCAAACUCAUCCUUCAGUGCUUAAUCCUUUUACAACACUUCCUUUUUGUCAUAAUAAUAAUAAUCAAACUAAUUACAUAACUGAAACAGAACACAAAAUGUCUUCGAUGGGAGCAAACUACGCACAACUACAAGUCAUGCAGAAGAAGCAAAAGGAGAAGAUGAUGAUGAGGAAGAAGAGACUGGAAAAGGAGAGACAUGGAGGCGUAGACGGUGGAGAAGGCAUCGGAGUUUCUUCUGCCGCCGCUGGAAAUAGUGGUACCAGAAUCUUUCCAGUCAAGUCUUCUCCGUCGGCAACUUACGAAGAAGUAAGAAGGCAAGAUUGAAAAUGUGAGACGGUCUUGUUUUCUAUAAGUUAAGACUUUGUGGCUUUGUGUGUGAUGUGAUAUAAGUGCCAUCCUCUGCGUCUAGGUUUUAAGUUUUUUUUUUUUUUUAAGUUACUUAAUUUGUGUUACUUAAUUUGUGUUACUUUGUUGAAUGUUAUUGUUGCCAAUUUUAUGAAAACAUUGCAUUUUCGUACA